This is a messenger RNA of Scleropages formosus (Asian bonytongue), 768 nucleotides long. Its product is annotated as achaete-scute homolog 5-like. The record is from RefSeq and is a predicted model, not a curated record. Gene Ontology annotation, biological process: positive regulation of transcription by RNA polymerase II. Lineage: Eukaryota; Metazoa; Chordata; Actinopteri; Osteoglossiformes; Osteoglossidae. Gene Ontology annotation, molecular function: RNA polymerase II transcription regulatory region sequence-specific DNA binding; protein dimerization activity; DNA-binding transcription factor activity, RNA polymerase II-specific. Gene Ontology annotation, cellular component: RNA polymerase II transcription regulator complex.
AUGAACGGUGGCUUUUCACACACAUUUGUGGAACAACGGCCAAGCUUCUUGAGUCGAAGCGGGCUGCAGUACGGGACGGUGCCACCAAGUGGGCACCCUGAGUACUGUCGCCACCCUCCUCAUAUGCACCCUGGUGGUGACCCCCUUGCCCAUACUGUGCCCCUACUGCUCUAUCCUGCAAAAGUAGAUUCUGCAUUCUACAAAAACUCUUACCCAUGUGGCCCACCCUUCAUCCCCUACCUUCCUACCUUCCACGGGCAUUUUGGGGUGUACGAGUGUCCUUUUGAGCCAGCCUUCAUCCAGAAGCGCAACGAAAGGGAGCGCCAGAGGGUCAAAUGUGUGAACCAAGGGUAUGCCAAGCUGCGGGAGCACCUGCCGGGUGGUACCGGGGACAAGAGGCUCAGCAAGGUGGAGACCUUACGUGCCGCCAUCCGCUACAUCAAGCAGUUGCAAGAGCUUGUGACACAGCAGCCAGGGAGCCCACCUGCAAAAGUACCUCUUGUAGAAGCCUGGGCCAACUCGAAGCAGGCCACAGUGAUGGGGAGUCGGGUUCCUCCUCACCAGGGCUCUAUGGUGAGGAGUCUGAGGGAACGGGGAGCUAAAGUGAGAGUGGAUCCUCCAGAACUGAGGAGUGAGGACCAUGCUGAAGUGGUCGAGAUGAAAGCCUGUAUUGGAAAAAGACAGAAGCUCUUUAGUCAGUCAGUGGACUCUGAUGCAGAUGAUUCUACUGAGCAUAGGCAGAGGAUGGACAGAGACAUAGCCUGUUAA